Molecule: messenger RNA, 1524 nt
Organism: Entrophospora sp. SA101
Lineage: Eukaryota; Fungi; Glomeromycota; Glomeromycetes; Entrophosporales; Entrophosporaceae
Source: the annotation of a GenBank genome assembly
AUGGAAGAAGAGCCUUCACUCACUAUAAUAGGAGAAAGUAAUAAUACAAUAAUGAGAAGGGAGGAGUCUUCUGGUGCUCAUAUUUUAAAGAAAAGAAAGGUAAAGGGUGGUUCUAAGAAGUCAAGUUGGAUAUGGAACUUAAUGGAAGAAACUGAAAUUGUAAAGGAUGGAGAAAAAUCUAAAGGAGUUAUUUGUCAAGUUAACAUCUCUGAAGUUUCUGAUAUUAUUGUUCAUUGUAAUGUUGUAGUACGUGGUGGUGAAUCUACAUCUAACUAUAUUAUACACUUAUUAUCUGCUCAUGGUAUAACAAAAGAAAAUUUCCAAAAUAAAUUGAACAAUCAGUUUAAAGACACUUCUAAAACAAUCACUAAAAUGUUUGAAAAUCACCAACCACAUACAAGCCAAAAACAAGAACAACUUGAAAAGGCCUUGGUUUUUUUUAUAAUUAAUGACCUACAACCACUAAAUAUCUUGAAAUCAGAGUCUUUCAAAAAUUUUAUCAAAUUGCUAGAUCCUCGAUUUACAAUUCCACAAUCAAAAAAAGUAAAAUCAUGGAUUUCCAAUGCCUAUACAAAUUCUUUAAAUAAAUUAAACCAUGAUUUGUCUGUUGCUAAAUAUAUUUCUUGCACCACAGACUUGUGGACUGCAAGAAAUAAGCAAGGUUACCUAGGAAUAACAUGUGCUUGGGUAGAUCCAGAUUUUAAUUUAAAUGAAAAGUUGUUAGCUCUAAAAUAUAUUCCAUCUCAUACUUCACUAGCUAUUAGUCAAAAAUUAAUUGAUAUUUUUAGUGAAUUUGAUAUAAAUGAUAAAAUUAUUUCCAUCACAACAGAAAAUGGAAGAAAUAUGGUCUCUGCUUUUAAAUUUUUGCCAAAUAUUGCAAGAUAUGGUUGCUCAGCUCAUACUAUACAACUUGUGAUUGGUAAAUCUUUAAUUCCUUGUCAAGUUUUUUUGGCAAGAUCUAAAAGUGCAAUUGGAGAUGUUCCAACUCGUUGGAACUCUUCUUAUCUGGCUUGGGAAAGGAUUUAUAAUUUGAAAGAUGCAAUUUAUACAGCUUUAAAUACUAUAUUAAGAAAUAAAAAAGAUUCUCAAUCAAAAAAAGAUUACAAUCGAUUAAAAAAAAUUAUGUUGCAAGAAGAAGAAUGGGAUUUCAUGUUAGAGAUGAUAGGUGUAUUGGGCCCAUUUUAUGAAUUUACUCAGAUUUUGGGUGCCAGUGAUUAUGUUACCAUUAACCUUGUGUAUCCUUUGAUAAAUACAUUGAAGGAAGAAUGCAAAAACACAACAAAUAAUGUUUAUGAUUACGAGGUGGAUUUUGAGUCAACUGAUGAUGUUUUUGAUGUUGUGUAUGAAGAAGAAGGUGAGGAAAAUGAUGAUGUUGGUAAAAUUGGUAAAAGGAAAAUGAAAAUAAAUCAACCACAAGAUAUGUUUGGUUUAACUGGUGCAAUAAAAUCAUUGUUAUAUAAAUAUUUAAAUUAUUAUUGGAAACCUCCAACAGCAGAAGAAUUGUUAGUAUUUUCCUUUAGAUAA